This is a messenger RNA of Trachymyrmex cornetzi, 709 nucleotides long. Its product is annotated as 52 kDa repressor of the inhibitor of the protein kinase-like. The transcript is spliced from 3 exons. Lineage: Eukaryota; Metazoa; Arthropoda; Insecta; Hymenoptera; Formicidae. The annotation marks the transcript as partial. The record is from RefSeq and is a predicted model, not a curated record.
AUGAGAGAAACUAAACCAUAUAAAGAUGUGAAUCCGCGUUUUCGCCAAGAUCCGUCGCCCGAUAUCACCAACUCCAAGCAAUCGCAUGGCAAGAAUCAAUCUGCGAUUGAUUUCGUAGCCUUUAUCGACGUACGGACUAUUCGAUUAGAGUUGAUUACAAAGAAUCGUGAAAAGUUAGGUUCAAUUAUACGAACAAUAAUUUUCUGCGGAACUCAUGAUUUGGCUCUUCGUGGCAAAAAUUCAUCUGAAGAUAAUUUCAAAGAUCUUUUAAACUUUCGGGUGCAAGCUGGUGAUUUGAUUUUGAAACAUCAUUUGGAAGAAGGCGCACAGAAUGCACAAUACACAUCUGUUAGAAUUGAGCAUGAGAUAAUUGGAAUUUGUGAAAGCAUAAUAGCAAAUGACAUUGUUUCAAAAGCUAACAAUUCCAAAUGCUUCUCAAUUUUAGCAGAUGAGACCUGUGAUAUUGCUGGGGUAGAACAACUUUCUUUAGGCGUCAGAUUUGCGCAUUUUGAAGAUGGCAAAUUAACUAUACAAGAAGAGUUCCUUGGCUUUGUUGAACUUAAAAAAUUUGAUGCUCAGUCUAUUUCCGAUGCUAUUUUGUCGAAGUGCGAAAGCUUAAAGUUGAAUAUGGCAUAUUGUGUAGGUCAGGGUUAUGAUGGAUGCUCUGUAAUGUCGGGAAAAGAGAAUGGUGUGAAAAGUAUAAUACAAC